Messenger RNA from Meleagris gallopavo (turkey), 1307 nucleotides. The record is from RefSeq and is a predicted model, not a curated record. Lineage: Eukaryota; Metazoa; Chordata; Aves; Galliformes; Phasianidae.
GCCGCCGCCAUUUUGAGCCGUUUUGGUGCCAACCAUGAGCAAAUUUUGGGGAAAAAAGCCAUUUUGAGCCAUUUUGAUGCCAACCAUGAGCCAAAUUUUGUGGGGCCGCCGCCAUUUUGAGCCAUUUUGGUGCCAACCAUGAGCCAAAUUUUGUGGGGCCGCCGCCAUUUUGAACCAUUUUGGUGCCAACCAUGAGCCAAAUUUUGUGGGGCCGCCGCCAUUUUGAACCAUUUUGGUGCCAACCAUGAGCCAAAUUUUGUGGGGCCGCCGCCAUUUUGAACCGUUUUGAUGCCAACCAGGAGCAAAUUCGGGGGAAAAAAGCCAUUUUGAGUCAUUUUGAUGCCAACCAUGAGCAAAAUUGUGGGGGAAAAUACAAUUUUGAGCCAUUUUGUUGCCAACCAUGAGCCAAAUUUUGAGGUUAAAAUACAAUUUUGAGCCAUUUUGGUGCCAACCAUGAGCCAAAUUUUGUGGGGCCGCCGCCAUUUUGAGCCGUUUUGAUGCCAACCAUGAGCAAAUUUUGGAGUAAAAAUACAAUUUUGAGUCAUUUUGGUGCCAACCAUGAGCAAAAUUCUGGGGAAAAAAGCCAUUUUGAGCCAUUUUGAUGCUGAUCAUGAGAAAAUAAUUGGGAAAAAGUCCAUUUUGAGCCGUUUUGGUGCCAACCAUGCGCCAAAUUUUGUGGGGCCGCCGCCAUUUUGAGCCGUUUUGAUGCCAACCAUGAGCCAAAUUUUGGGGGAAAAAGCCAUUUUGAGUCAUUUUGAUGCCAACCAUGACCAAAAUUUUGGGGGAAAAAUCCAUUUUGAGCCAUUUUGGUGCCAACCAUGCGCCAAAUUUUGUGGGGCCGCCGCCAUUUUGAGCCAUUUUGAUGCCAACCACGAGCCAAUCGGGAAGGACGUCGGGUUUUUUCGGGCUCCCCCUGUGCCCACCCCCCUCACUCCCACCCUUUCCUCCCCCCAUAGCUGGGGUCGCUGGCGGGAAAUCCUCUCCCACGGCCGCUUCAAACGUCGCCUUUCGGAACGGGACGUGGAAACCAUCUGCAGGGCCAUCUUGGUUUACUGCCUCCUCCAUUACCGCGGCGACGAGAGCAUCAAGGCCUUCAUUUGGGAUCUCAUCAGCCCUAACGAGAACGGUCUCUCCAUCCCGGUCCCUCGGGGUCGUAAAGGGAAAAAGGUGAAAUCCCAAAACGCUUUCGAGGUCCACAAAGCGGAGUGGAUCCGUAAAUACAACCCCGAGGCGCUGUUCCAGGACGAGAGCUACAAGAAACACCUCAAGCAUCAGUGCAACAAGUGAGCGCGGGGAAAUCCCAAAAU